AUGUUGGGAAAAGCCUGUGUAUAUGUUAGUCCAGGCUCUGCUAGCUUAAGCCAGCAAGUUUAUGCCUUUGAAAAGAUCAAAGAUUCGCGUGUUCGGGUUGCUGACGUAGUCAUUGUCCACAACAGUCACCAGAGUGAACGACUCGUACAAGGUCGCGAGGAAUUCUGCUGCCUUGGUCUCCUGCUCGUGUUUCAUGAUGGUGAGCCACUUGUGCAGGAUCGAGAACAGUUCGUCUUUCCAGGCCAGGAACGAGAUGCGUUCCACGAUGGUUGGCUGAACAAUCUCGCUUCCAGGGAAACAGCCCCAGACCAUGGAAGACACGAGAUCUCGCCGUUGAUGUAUCUCGAGGUCAAUGUAGCCAGAUCUUUCAAACUGUCAGUCGCCCCAUCUUCCGUUAGGAAACUCGUCCCAGUUGGCUGUUCUUGUAAUGUAGGAGAACUUUCUGUUUUUCCAGAAGAUUGGUCUGACGUUCUCGUUGGAUCUGUUUGGAUUCAAAGACUUUCUCCAUGGCUGUUUCAUGUCGGUAAGUUGCUGAUUGGUGACCAGGUUCAAGCCUUGAAGAAUCAUCAGGGUCGAUUUCUCCAAGUUCAUGGUGUAGAAAUGGAGAUGGUUCACCUGCUUGGAGUCCAACAAUUGCUGGCACAUCUCGAUCACCAAUUUAGCACCAACGUCUCUGACCUUGGCGUCGUCGUCCUUGAUAGGGUCCAGAGCAUCGCUGAAAUGCUUUGGGAUGGCAAUCUCAGACCAGCCGGCUCUUCUCAUGAACGCAGCGUAGGUACUAAUCGGCAUGAUUCCAGGAAUGAUAGGAAUGGUGAUUCCCAGAUCCCGGCAAUCUUUACACCAGUUGAUGAAGUUCUCGACAUCGUAGAACAUUUGUGUGAUAAUGAAGUCUGCUCCGGCAUCCUGUUUUUGCUUCAAAUGCUCAAGAGUCUUGGAACGAUCUGGUUCUUCUGGGUGUCCUUCAGGAUAGCCUGCAACACCAAUGCUGAAGUGGUCGCCAUAGUUCUUCUUGAUAUGGCUGAUCAGAUCCUUAGCAUACACAAAGUCGCCGGUCGACUCCGACCCGUCAAUAGGUGGAUCGCCUCUAAGAGCCAGAAUGUUUUGACAACCACUAUCGUAGGCAGACUUCAAAGCCUGGUCGAUCAGACUCGUUUGCAUGUUAGUACAUGUCAAAUGCAUACAGGUCUCCAACCCAAGCACUGUGGAAGUCGUGUUGACCAUUUCCGUAGUGAGGGUACCUAA
Molecule: messenger RNA, 1242 nt
Organism: Ogataea philodendri
Lineage: Eukaryota; Fungi; Ascomycota; Pichiomycetes; Pichiales; Pichiaceae
Exons: 3
Coding region: 1-1242 (413 amino acids)
Source: RefSeq, a predicted model, not a curated record